GUCUAAACCUCCGCCAAGACACCACACAGUUCACAGUCGACGGCGGCAGAUCAUGCCUCGAUCAGCACCCACGACGGCCGCAUCCAUCGAGGAGCGGCGGCAUUCCGAGUCCCUCCGCAAACGAAAGUACCGCGCGGGGAAGCGCACCGAGCUCAUCCAGCUCGAGACCGAGCUGCGAACACUGCAGGACCAACUGGCGUACCUCACGGCACCGCGGUCGUCGUCGAGCUUGUUUCCGUCGACCACUCCACCUCCCGCCAUCAUUGCCCGACGCUACAACGAAUCUCUAAAGGCCCAAGUAACUCUACAACGCCGACUCGCUCGUACCAUGUCCCUCUGGACAGCGACUCAGCAACCUCGACUCGGCCCAAUAAUGCGUUCGUCGUGGAUGCAGUCCACGCUUUUGGCGAAUCCAGCGGCGCGGCAGCAAGGCUACCGAUGGCUCAGCGAUCGUGUGUUGCAUACGUCCCAGCGCCAUCCCCAUCCGUUUGGCGAUGCCGUGGCCGACCGCGUGAGCGUCGUCGCGCAUCGAGGCGAAGACACGGACGGCGCCACUGUCGCCGCCAUCGAAGGCCAUUACCAAUUCACAGCAUUCGGGGACUUUCGCCACGUGAGCCAGCGCCUCUGGGUCGCCAAUAUCGCACCCACCGCGGUCACCGUCAUCCAAAUGCUGGACGACCAGCCGAUAGACGGGCUCAUGUAUUACCACUCGACCAACCUGGUCACAAACGUGCGAGUGAUUGCGCGGCAGUACAUUGAAGCCAGUCGCGUGGUCCUCACGUACACGUAUCUAGCCCACGACGAGUGCUUUCCCAUGAUACCUGGAGCUCGUGAAUGGCGGCCGCACGGGUUUGCAUGGACGAUUGUCGAGCACGUAACGGACCAAGUAUCGUUGGUGCGGCACUCCAACUUGCAGUACACCCCUGUGACCAGCCAAGGCGUGGCGUCGCUGGCAGAGAUUGCGCAACUGUUUCGAAGUCCGUUUCCCGAAUCGGAUGGUCAGAGUCCACUGAGAAAUCGAGAAGCACGGGUCGUGCAGUUGCAAAGCGCGGCUGAAGCCAUGUUCACACACAUGUACACGAACAUCCUGCGUCGUCUCAACCAAAUGUUUGGGCCGUCGUAGAUAGUAGUAUAAUUAACGUGUGAAAAGUGCA
This is a messenger RNA of Aphanomyces astaci, 1154 nucleotides long. RefSeq lists its product as hypothetical. Lineage: Eukaryota; Oomycota; Saprolegniomycetes; Saprolegniales; Verrucalvaceae. The record is from RefSeq and is a predicted model, not a curated record. The transcript is spliced from 4 exons. The coding region runs from base 53 to 1123 and encodes 356 amino acids.